AUCGCGAUAGGACGCCUCGGCGACAUCGCAGACUCUCCCCUGCUUUUAAAAGCCUUGACCCUCUCCCCAUCUGCUCUGGCAUGUACUUUGUUUUCUCUAGUGAUAUUUCAGUCCGACAUUUCCUCCUUCUCAUCGUCUUGCUUGACGCAUCGCGACUUCUACCCCCUUGCCUCCCUUCCAACUUGAUCCCAAUUACACCUGACCAAACCCGACGAUCGACGUUGCUGCCGCUCUCACGACUCUUGGCGCUCCCUCUUAUCUUAUCUCCUAUCCGCCGUCUACCGCCAUCUACUCACUGUCAACCACCUCCACCACCAUUUCGAGUCAGUCUGGUGCCACAUCGAGUCAUCCCCUUCGCCCCUCCAUCCCACCUGCCACUUCGCCGCUACUUCUCUUGUCCGGUCACACGCUCUUGUGAGCAUUUGCGGUGCGCUUCCCUAGCUGCCAACCCACAAGAGCACUUUUUUUUCCCGAACCGAUUCAACACUGCGUGUGCGUUCGGCCCUCGUCGCGUUUUGGUCUUCGCCGCGAACCAUCUCCUUCGACGCAACGCAUCUUGCAGUCCCUUCCUUCACCGACACUGUACAAUAACCGCCGCUGGUCACCAUGGCGCAGAAGCGUUUGAUGAGCGAGUUUCAGGCGCUGCAGAAGGAGAAGUGGGUGCACAUUGAUGUCGACGAAAGGAAUGUCAUGUCCUGGAAGAUCGGUCUCAUGGUCGUCAACCCGGACAGCGCGUUCAACGGUGCCUAUCUCAAGGCCGACAUGACAUUCCCUCGCGAUUACCCCUAUGCCCCGCCAACCUUCCGAUUCCUGAACAAGACCAUCUACCAUCCCAACAUCUACACCGACGGCAAGCUCUGCAUCUCUAUCCUACACACACCCGGCGAAGACGAGCAGUCAGGCGAGCAGGCUUGCGAGCGUUGGUCUCCUCUCCAGGGCGUCGAGUCGGUCUUGCGUUCAGUGCUGUUACUUCUGGAUGACCCCGAGAUCAACUCCCCCGCCAACGUCGACGCGAGCGUCUUGUACCGCGACUCACGCGAAGAAUACAACAAGAGAGCCCGGGAGACCGCUGAGAAGUCUAAGAAGGACAUGCCUCCUGGCGUGACGAUCCCGACUACGGCGGAUCUGGAGCCGGUGCCCCAAAAGACCAUGGACGACGACGCUUUUUGGAAUGAGACGGACGACGAGGGCGACUUCGAUCUGGGUGGCAGCGACAGCGAUUUCGACAUGGACGAGUACAACGAGGACGAGGACGACGAAGAUGCGGAUGAUGACAAGCCUUGAACACGAGCUUGCGCAUGGACUCCACAUCGAACAUUAGAUCCGACAGGGCGGAUAUCACACAUUUACGGCAGGGGACGCGGAGUUUGCGGCGGGCUGAUUAUCAUUAUUAUUUUUUUGCUUUCUCUGUUUUUGCUUGCUCUUACUGCACGCAUGAUGAUGCAUAGCGACGGCCCCGGGCGUUUUCACCGGCUGUCAGCCAGGCCCUGUUUAAGGCCAGAACGGAGUCUCAUUUUGUGAUUUUGGGCAUCGUUGGAUCUCCGGUUAGGCUUUGACGCAGAGAAACGGGAUGAUCAUGUUUUGGCUCUGCAAAAGGAAAAAAAGACAGCGCGGGAACCAGAGUGCGGAAACCAACAAGCCGCGACAUCGCACGAGGGGCCGCAAAUAGACCAAUCAAAAGACUUGGAACCGCUAUUCUCUGCAAAUGCAAAUCCAACAUUUGAGGCAAAUGUUUCAAUUUGGUAAUGUUUUUGGCCUGCUUCGUUGAAAAUUGCGUGGCAAAGAUUGCCUGCAGUUGCCAAC
Colletotrichum destructivum is the source of this 1803-nucleotide messenger RNA. RefSeq names its product Putative ubiquitin-conjugating enzyme E2, ubiquitin-conjugating enzyme/RWD. Gene Ontology annotation, molecular function: ubiquitin conjugating enzyme activity. The coding region runs from base 607 to 1284 and encodes 225 amino acids. The record is from RefSeq and is a predicted model, not a curated record. NCBI's taxonomy places the organism in Eukaryota, Fungi, Ascomycota, Sordariomycetes, Glomerellales, Glomerellaceae. Gene Ontology annotation, biological process: ubiquitin-dependent protein catabolic process; protein polyubiquitination. The transcript is spliced from 2 exons.